Mycotypha africana is the source of this 1952-nucleotide messenger RNA. Its product is annotated as major facilitator superfamily domain-containing protein. Gene Ontology annotation, biological process: transmembrane transport. Gene Ontology annotation, molecular function: transmembrane transporter activity. The record is from RefSeq and is a predicted model, not a curated record. The coding region runs from base 80 to 1606 and encodes 508 amino acids. Gene Ontology annotation, cellular component: membrane. NCBI's taxonomy places the organism in Eukaryota, Fungi, Mucoromycota, Mucoromycetes, Mucorales, Mycotyphaceae. The transcript has 10 exons.
AUAAAUAGUGAAAAAUAGUUUUUCUUAUUCCUUUUUCAUUCUUUUGUCACUUUGCAGACGGAAACUAGAAAUCCGAACCAUGUUAGCAGAGAAAACAGCAUCCACUACGGCUGAUGUAGUACACACAGAUGUUAAACUAGACUCUAUCAAUGAAGUAACUAUAGAAGACAUACAGAAAAAGACCUUGGAGGCCUUUUCGGAUGAAGAGAUAUUACAGAACAAUAUAAAAUUGACGCAUGUGCUCACAAGAAAACUUGACAGACGAUUACUUCCUACCCUAUGUGUAUUAUACCUUUUAAGUUACAUUGACAGAUCAAACAUCGGCAAUGCAAAACUUGGCGGUUUAGAGGAGGAUUUGCAUAUGUCUUUUUCGGAAUAUCAGUGGUCUCUUUCAAUCUUUUACUUUUCGUACGUUCUCUUUGAAUUGCCUUCUAACAUCAUCAUGAGAAGAUGGCGGCCGUCUUACUGGUUAGGUAUUCUUAUGUUUGCUUGGGGAACUGUUGCUACUGCUAUGGCGGCAAGCACUAGCUUUGCAGGUAUUGCUAUUUGUCGAUUUCUUUUGGGUCUAUUCGAAGCUGGUUUCUUCCCUGGAGUUAUUUAUUUCAUGUCAUUAUGGUAUACGAGAAAAGAGUAUGGUCGGCGUGUUGGAUUUUUCUGGUCAUUUAGCAGUUUAGCAGGUGCUUUUGGUGGUUUAAUUGCCUUUGGCAUAGGGCAGAUUAAAGAUGAUAGAUUGGCUACAUGGCAAUGGCUCUUUAUUAUUGAAGGUGUCCCUUCUGUUGUCUUGGCUAUUUUUGCUAGUUGGUACCUACCUAAUAAACCUGAAACUGCAAAAUUCUUAACAGAAGACGAGCGUCGUCUUGCAGUCAGCCGAUUGGCUGCUGAUGCUGGAGGUUCUAAUGAUCAUUCUUGGGCUUGGGCGCAAGUGGCAUCAGUUUUUUAUGAUUGGAAGACCUAUCUUUAUAUGCUUAUUUACAUUCUAGGGACUAUUUCACUCCAAGGUGUUACACUCUUUCUACCUUCCAUUGUAGCCAAUAUGGGUACGUGGAAUAAAGCUGUAGCUCAAGCAUUGACUGUACCCCCUUAUUUUUUUGCCUUCAUUGCUACUGUCGCUAUAAGCUGGAGUUCUGAUCGAUACAUUGAAAGAGCAUACCAUAUGAUUGCUAUAAAUGUAGUGGGUCUCAUAGGUUUGCUGCUUUUAAUACUCCUUCCGGUAAGCCGUGUAUCAGGUUUAUACUGUGCAGCCUGUCUGGUAGUCAUCUCUGUGUAUGCGAAUGUUGCUGUGAAGGUCGCAUGGUUCAAUAACAACUAUGGUGGGCUCACUCGACGCGCCGUUGCUUCUGCAGCAAUUGUUAGUUUUGGUACAAUUGGCGGUGCUAUAGGAGGGCAAAUCUAUUACGAUCCUCCACAUUAUGUAGCGGGUAACACGAUCGCACUUUCUUGUAUGGCUGCGCAAACUGUAAUAGUCAUCAUAUUACGGCUAUUACUCGCUAGAGAGAACAAAAGGAGGGACAACUUUUCAGAGGAGCAAAAAGAGCUACAGAUUCAUAAAUAUGGUGGUGUUGAUCUGGUCGGUGAUCGUCAUUGGUCAUUUAGAUACAUUUUAUAACAGCGUUUUCGUCUUUUUUUUUAUGCCCACAACACAAAACGCAUUUAAAGGAAGUCCAAUUGCUCUUUUAUGCUUAUAUUUGUAUAAUGUAUAUUUAUCCGUAUAAUCUAUUUAUUUGAGUUUCGAUGCGUUAUGAGUCGUCUGUCCUUGUAGAAGUAAGAUAAAAACAUUGCGAAAUCUUAAUCGACUUUUUUUCGUUUUGUUUGCUUUAGUCUUUAACAGUUUCGUUCAAAACAAUAUGGAUAGUUGAUUUAUUGAAAAUACUCCUUGAGCAGAGGCUGGAGUAUGCAUGUUAAUUAUCAGUAGCAUUGUUUGCCCCGUUAUUGAAGUUUUCGUAAACUCAUGU